Messenger RNA from Cryptococcus wingfieldii CBS 7118, 1662 nucleotides. RefSeq names its product amyloid beta protein binding protein 1. The record is from RefSeq and is a predicted model, not a curated record. Gene Ontology annotation, molecular function: NEDD8 activating enzyme activity. Gene Ontology annotation, cellular component: cytoplasm. NCBI's taxonomy places the organism in Eukaryota, Fungi, Basidiomycota, Tremellomycetes, Tremellales, Cryptococcaceae. The transcript has 12 exons. Gene Ontology annotation, biological process: protein neddylation. Bases 1 to 1662 code for a protein of 553 amino acids.
AUGGACGAUUCCAUCGAUGUCGCAGACGCAGUCACUGGAACGGAGCCUGUCCCUUCCUACCGACCUGAUGCAAAGACAAGGCGUUAUGACAGACAGUUGCGACUGUGGGCUUCUGCUGGCCAGAGGUCGCUUGAAGCUGCCCGAGUUCUUCUCGUCGGCUGUGAUGCCGCGGGAUGCCAGUCCUUAAAGAACCUUGUCCUUCCUGGUAUCUCUCACUUUACCAUCCUCUCCCCCAAAACAACCACAUCCCAGGAUGUUGCAACCAACUUCUUCCUCCACCCGGACGCCAUUGGCUCGAACAUUGCCCAAGAGAGUGUCAAGUAUCUGAAGGAACUGAACCCUUCUGUGGAAGGUCUGGCUCGUACAGAUGAUCCCGUUGCGCUCUUGGCCUCUGACCCUCACUACUUCCUCUCAUUCACCCUCAUCAUCCUAUCCAGCGUCGACCCCGCUCUCGAAGAUCAGCUUUCCGAGCUUCUUUGGCAAGCCUCCUCGACUAUCGGAGGUGCCGACAUUCCGCUGAUCUCUAUCCGGAACUCUGGCUUUGUCAGCCGUGUCCAAAUCCAGCUCAGAGAGCACGCCGUCAUUGAUAGCCACCCCGAUACCACCCAUACCCUCCGUCUCGACGAGCCGUUCCCCGCUGUCGAACAACACGCCCGGUCGCUUCAGCUUGCCGAUAUGGACACUUUGGAGCAUUCUCAUAUUCCUUGGGUUGUGCUUUUGGUCAGAGCAGCUAGCAUAUGGAAGGAGAACCACGGCGGAAAGCUUCCCGAUACGUCCGAAGAGAAGGCAGAGUUCAAGGAGCAGAUCAAGGCGGAGAAGAUCAAGAGUGACGAGGAGAACUACGAUGAAGCACUGGGUCAGGCGUACAAGGUGUGGCAGAAAUCUGAAGUGCCCUGGGAGAUCAAGCAGCUUCUGGAGGACGAGAGCGUUAAGAACAUUUCCCACAGUUCCAAGAAUCUACAGAUCCUCCUACACACCCUCAGCCAAUACAUCAUUCCCGCCCCUCACCUCCCACCCACAUCUCCCUCCCUCCCCGACAUGCACUCUAGCACCGAAUCCUACGUCGCUCUCCAGAACAUGUAUAAAGCUCAGCAUCAAGCCGACCUCGCAAAGUUCAAAGAGCUCUUGGCGCAGGUACUGGAAAAGGUGGGACUACCGGUAGAGAGUGUGCCGGCGGAUGAGGUGGAAGGGUUCGUGAGGAAUGUUGGAGGUGUGGGGAUCAUCAAGGGGACGUCUUUGAGAGAAAGCAAGGAUGGGAAGGGACUACUGGCUGCUGAGCUUGAGAGCUUUGACGAAGAGUAUCUCGAAAACGCUACACCUCUGUCUCUGUACCUCGCUAUUCUCGCCGCCGAAAAGUUCUUUGACACCAAUAAAAGGUGGCCUGGUACCACUACCAUCGAGGCGCUUAAGCAGGACAGCGCUGAGCUGGAAGCUAUCGUCAAGCCACUCCUCCCCCAGUACCCUGAUCUGCCUGAUGUCGUGUCAGAGAGUAUUGCUGAGGUGACCCGUGGUGGAUUUGCGACUAUACCCACGACUGCUGCCCUCGUUGGCGGUGUGGUGGCGCAAGAGGUGAUCAAGCUCGUCACCAACCAGUACACACCUCUCGACAACACUGUCGUCUUUGACCUCAUCAAGAGUGGGUCCGCCAAGUACAAGUUCUAG